CACCAACUCAAACAAAUUUCUUGUAAAUAUUUAGAUAUGUAAGCUGACAACUAAGAGUACUGGUGAAAACAAAAAAAUUAGAGAUGGUUGACAAUCUUGCAUGACGUGAGGGGUAAUUAUUUAAUUAAAAUUGUGCAAAUAUUAAUACUCAUAUUAUUGAGGUUUAGUUUGACAGUGUCCUAAAUACAACUGCUUCAACAAUUAGUUUAUGUUAUUCUUACAAACUCCUUUGAUAUUAUAUUAUAAAUACACUUCAACUUGCAGCUAUCGUGCCAAUUAUAUUUUUAUAUGCUCUGACUAAUGUAACGUGAUGCCUAGUAUGAAGAUUGAAGACAAUCAAUAUUGUUGUUGCAUAUUAGCUAGCUCAAAAUUAAAUCACCAGCAACCCCCACUUUUUUGAAUGCAUUAUAGCACACCGACAAUGUUAACAAAAAUUCUUCUAUUCUCUCUUCUAUUUCAUUUCGUAUCGGUCAAAUAUGCAGUGGUAGUUUCCAAUCAAACCAGCACUAGAAGACCUCCAUCAACUAUCACAAAAGGCGCCAACAUAACAAAGCCAGGCUGCAAAAGCAAGUGUGGGAAUUUAGUUGUUCCUUAUCCAUUCGGCAUAGGCUCAAAAUGUUCAAUACACCCUUCAUUUGAUAUCAACUGCGAUCAUGAUUUCAACCCUCCAAAGCCCUUCAGUGGAAUAUUGGGGGUUGAAGUUGCUGAUAUAACAGAUUCAAAAAUCAGGAUCAAGAACCACAUGGUUGCCACCUGUUACAACAAAAUAGGCGAUGUAACCAGACAUGAUCUAUUCGAAGACAUCCAGAUACAGCCACCUUUUAGCAUAUCUGAUGCAAACAAGUUCACAAUUGUCGGGUGUGAUGAUAUUGCCCUACUAUUCGGGCUUGACGAUGCUAAUUCGACCAAUGAGUGCGUUUCCACUUGUACUUCAAGAGAGCAAAUUCUUGAUGGUUAUUGCAAUGGUACCGGCUGUUGCCAGACCUCAAUAUCAAAGGGUCUAAAAAGACUUUAUGCCUCUCUAAGCAGCAUUCAUAAACACAUUAAUGUGUGGUCCUUUAGCCGUUGUGGUUAUGCCUUUCUUGCAGAGCAGGAUACCUUUACAUUUCAUUCCUCUAACCUCGAUGACAUCACUUUUGAAGAACGAAUCAUUGAGAAUGUCCCAAUAGUUAUCGAUUGGGUGAUUCAGAAUGAAACUUGUGAUGAAGCUCGAAAAUUUGAUGAUUUUGCAUGUCACAAGAACAGUACCUGCGUCGACUCCACCACCAGUGUUAAUGGAUAUAACUGCAUAUGCUUUCAGGGAUAUGAGGGCAAUCCAUAUCUCGAACCAGGCUGCACAGGUUAGUUUUCUUUUGUCUUUUUACACCACACGUAAUUUAUUAGGCUAGCUAUAAAUUAUUUAUCUAUUUUGAUGUUUUGACAAACAGAUUAUUAUAAUGUUCAUUUCUCAAUUUCAGACACAAACGAAUGUGAAAAUAGUCCAUGUGUACCAAUUGCCUCAUGCACUAAUUCUCCUGGUAGUUAUAAUUGUUCGUGUCCUCAUGGCCUCAUGGGUGAUGGCACAAAAAAUGGCAGUGGCUGCUUUAAACAUAAAAGAUCCAUCUCAGCUAUGAAGUUGUCAUCAGGUACUUGUGAUUGAUAAACUUCAAUUCAAUCUCUUUAUUCUUUGUUUUCAAUUGCGUUGGAUGUGUAUAAAGAUCAAAUAUUAGGAUUUCAAAAUUUCAAUUUUCAGGUAUUGGGUUAGGCAUCGUGACUGUGAUAAUUGGCAUUACAUGGAUAUACUUUGCCAUCAAAAAU
Erythranthe guttata (spotted monkey flower) is the source of this 1797-nucleotide messenger RNA. NCBI's taxonomy places the organism in Eukaryota, Viridiplantae, Streptophyta, Magnoliopsida, Lamiales, Phrymaceae. The record is from RefSeq and is a predicted model, not a curated record.